AGUUCAUUCACUAGUAUUAAGACGAGUGAUGAACAUCCGUGGCGCAGUGACGCACCAAGUUCAGCACCAAAACAAGCUCUGAGCCGCGCACACACAGCGGAGUGACCAUUGUGGAGUACAACAGCGUGCAAGGAGAGGACGCCUGCUGACAGACAGACAGAAGCACGGCUGUGGAUAUUAGUCUUCCCUCACCUUUGGAUAACUUGGAGAUUGGAAGCGCUUUCUCUGGACGCUUUUGACGCACAGCAACAAGGAGCUACGGGAGAACUCCCCGGGAGUGAAUAAGGAUUUAUAUUUGCUUUAGAGAUUUUCUUUGUACAUUUGUUUACCUCGGUGUAAAUACUUUGGAAUAGGGAGGUUUUGCUGCUUUAUUGGUUGGUGACGCGGCUGCCCUGGAGAAGCGAGAAGGAUGGCAGCCUGGUUCACCUUUACCAUCGCAUUCAGCACCACGUUGAUAACACAGGUAUUUGGAUCCGGUGUUUUUGAGCUUGAUCUUCACGAAUUUAAAAAUCACAAAGGUUUGCUGGCAAACGGGAACGCAUGCAAACCCAACUGCAGGACUUAUUUUACAAUUUGCUUGAAGAACUACCAGGCUGUGGUCUCGCCAGGUGACUGCAUCUUUGGAAGUACAAUGACACCAGUGCUGGGGACAAACUCUUUCAGCGCCAAGGACAGUGGCACUUUACCUAGACCGAUUCAAAUACCGUUCAACUUUGGAUGGCCGGGGUCAUUUUCAUUAAUAAUCGAAGCCUGGCAUUCACCUUAUGGAAAUCUACCUGUAGAUACCAACAACCCAGACCUUUUGAUUAGCUUUUUUGCCAUCCAAAGACAAAUGGGUGUAGGGACUGAUUGGUCCCAGGAUACGCAGAUGGCAAAGCAGACAGAGCUCAGGUAUUCGUACCGGUUCAUCUGCAACGAAAGUUACUACGGCGAAAGUUGUUCCAAAAAAUGCACGCCGAGGGACGACCGAUUUGGCCACUACACCUGCACCCGAGAUGGACAGUUAUCCUGUCUGCCUGGAUGGAAGGGGAAAUACUGUGAAGAACCUAUCUGUCUGGAGGGCUGCAGCGAGAGGAAUGGAAACUGCUCCAGACCUGGCGAGUGUGUAUGCAGAGAUGGCUGGCAAGGCACAUUCUGUGACGAGUGUAAGAAGUACCCAGCCUGUAAGCACGGCACCUGCCAGCUGCCAUGGCAGUGCAACUGUCAGGAAGGCUGGGGAGGCCUAUUAUGUGACCAAGACUUAAACUUCUGCACCCAUCACCAUCCUUGCGUGAAUGGCGCCACCUGUAUGAACACAGGCCAGGGAAGCUACACAUGUACAUGCCUGCCGGGUUUCACAGGGGUCAAGUGUGAGCUGGAGAUGCAGGAGUGUGACAGCAACCCCUGCAGGAACGGAGGGUUAUGCACAAAUUUGGAAAGUGGCUACAUGUGCAGAUGUCCCCAAGGUUUCGAGGGCUCCCACUGUGAACACAGCCUGCUGACCUGCGCCGAUUCCCCCUGCUUCCACAGUGGUAAAUGCUGGGAGAAGGACAAUGGCCGCAGCUACAUGUGCGAGUGUCCCCGGGGCUACACUGGACUCAACUGUGAGAAGAGAGUGGACAAGUGCACGUCGCUUCCCUGUGCUAAUGGUGGUUUGUGUCUGAUCCACGGUGGCAUGCGUGCGUGUAGCUGCCGCGCGGGAUUUACCGGCCAGCGUUGUGAAAUCAACAUCAAUGAGUGCGCCGGGAACCCCUGCCUCAACGGCGGCACCUGCCGAGACCGAAUCAACGACUACACCUGCGCCUGUCCUUCAGGUUACAGCGGGCGAAACUGCGACAGAGUCCUGGAUGAGUGUUCCCUUCACCCUUGCCUCAACGGGGGUAUAUGCACUGGGGGCGAUGGGCCGGGCAAACCUCCUGCUACCUGCAUCUGCCCCUCUGGCUUCACUGGGCUUCGCUGCGAGUUCUUCGCCGCCGUCACUUCUCCCGUGACCGAUGAAGGGAUUCAAGAUGGCUUCCAGUGGGCGGCGGUCUCUCUGGCCGUGGGGCUGGUGGCACUGCUUGUGCUGUUGUGUAUGGUGGGCCUGGCUUUGAGGCACAUCCACAGGCAGGCCCAAAGGGAGAGAGGAGACACAGAGACUAUGAACAACCUGUCGAAUUUUCAGCGGGAUAACCUGAUCCCAGCGUCGCAGCUGAAAAACACCAACCAGAAAAAAAUCGGCCUGGAGGUGGACUGUGAUUCAGAGAAAUCGAACUUUAUCCAUAAAAACUAUCACUUGGACUCUUACAACUCUAAAUCAAAGGAGUUCAAGGAUGAAAAAUCACAAGAGGAUAAAAGUCUUAUUUAUGACAAGUGUUUAGAAGAUAAAAUGCCCUUGAGUAGAAUGUACAGUGAAAAGCCAGAGUGUAGGAUAUCAACAAUAUGUUCCUCGAGAGACUCCAUGUACCAGUCGGUAUUUGUUAUAGCAGAGGAAAGGAGGGAAUGCGUCAUAGCAACUGAGGUAUAAACUGUGAGGGGUCUGAAAGCAAAGGGGACGAGGAAGAAGACACAAUCGAGGCAGAAUAUAACAUUCUGGAUUGUUUACAAAUGCUGAGAAGAGACUGGAGAUUGUUUUAGAUGUCCACUGCUGCUCUGGAACACUUGAGAACUGGAGAGGGAAGAAACCUCUGCUCUGCAACAAAAGAACAGAACUGAGAAACUUUAUGUUGACCGAGUGUUUGUAUGCAAAACAUGUACAGUGAAGGACCUCUCUUAGUUGUGACAAUGGUUAAAUGGACUGGCGAAAAGACUGACAACACGAGGUGUGAAGACUGACAGAGCAUCGGUAAAAUAUUAAUUUAAAAUUGCAGCCAUCCUGGACAGUAAAAGGAGGCGCAGGUGGAUCAUUGCCCCUCGUAUCUGACCCGGCCUUGUGUGAUAAUCAUGAUGACUUUGACAGCCAACCAAUCAGUUAAAAAGGUGCCUAAGAUGUGACCCCUCCAAAUCCCUACACCCCCCCUGUCCCACACUCACUCCUGCCAGCUUCGCCUGCUAUGCAAGACUCAGGGUCGAGACGAGUGAACUCACCCACCGUCACAAUCCAACCUCACAAACACUGAGAGUUCUGAAUGUCUGAAACUAAUCUUCAACUGUCAAUCACGUGAAAAUGACUGGUUGGACUUUUCCACACAAUGGUGAAGAUUGUAUGCAGCCCAAAUUCACUAGAAGCCUUAAAAGAGGGGGUUUGAAUGCUAAAUUUGUGCCCUUGUCUGUUCUUGGAUCAUUUGCACUACAAAAAAGAAGAAAAAAAACUGGGGGGGAAUACUUUUUAAUCAACAGCGAUUUGAAGAGAAAACCACAGGAGUGCAAAAGUCAGUGCUGUGCCAGCAAGAUCCAAGAGAAAGGAAAAGUGCAUAGAAAAAUGUUUCUAUGCAACCCAACUGAGGAAAACAAAGAGAAAAGACUGUCACGCCACUGCCUGCCUAUAAUAAAUUUCAGAAAUACAGAACCAAUAAUGUAAUUUUUUUAAAUGAUUAUUUCCAGAGUUUAAUUUAAAUAUGACACACUGCUCUUUAUAUGUUUUAUAAUAUUAUUUUGUAUAUAAUGCAUAUUUAUAAGGACCAAACUUCUGAAGAAUAAAACUUCCUUGGAAACUGUUUUUAAUUUGAUGUCAGUAAAUGGAAAAGGAAAUUAUUUUUGAGGUGUUUUUAAAUAAUGAAAAUGAGUACAAAUGA
This is a messenger RNA of Seriola aureovittata, 3692 nucleotides long. It is a transcript of the gene dll4, whose product is annotated as delta-like 4 (Drosophila). The record is from RefSeq and is a predicted model, not a curated record. Gene Ontology annotation, molecular function: calcium ion binding. Bases 410 to 2485 code for a protein of 691 amino acids. Gene Ontology annotation, biological process: heterophilic cell-cell adhesion; multicellular organism development; cell communication. NCBI's taxonomy places the organism in Eukaryota, Metazoa, Chordata, Actinopteri, Carangiformes, Carangidae. The transcript is spliced from 11 exons. Gene Ontology annotation, cellular component: protein-containing complex; plasma membrane.